AUGGCCGGUCCACGUACAUUACAGCCCAACGCCUCUCUGCCCGCGAAGGUGCAGCCCAUUCCACCAAACCAGACGCUAUACAUCACAAAUCUUCCCUCCUCCAAAAUUCAAAAGGAUGACCUGCGAACCGCCCUCUACAUGCUUUUCUCGACCUAUGGACCUGUACUCGAUGUUGUCGCGUUGAAGACCAUGGCCAUGAGAGGCCAAGCACACAUAGUAUUCCGCGAUGUUCAGGCAUCAACACAAGCUAUGCGAUCACUGGAUGGGGAGGAUUUCCUAGGCAGACCUAUGAAAAUACAGUACGCCAAGUCGAAAUCAAACGCCAUUGCCAAGUUGGAUGGCACUUUCAAAAUUCCUUCGACUGCAACGGGCUCAGUUAGUGUUGAACAAACGCAGCUACAGCAAAGCAUCUUCAAUGCACCCCCGCCGAAGGCCGCCCAAGACAAUGUUAUGAAGGAUGCGCCAGCCGACGAGAAUCGUGGACAAAAGCGAACGCGAAACGAGGAAGACGACGAAAGUGACGAGGAUAUGGCCAUGGAUGAGGACAGUGAUGCUGAUGAUUAA
This is a messenger RNA of [Torrubiella] hemipterigena, 564 nucleotides long. NCBI's taxonomy places the organism in Eukaryota, Fungi, Ascomycota, Sordariomycetes, Hypocreales, Clavicipitaceae. The record is from the annotation of a GenBank genome assembly.